AUGCAAUGGCGAUACGUUAUAGUUGGUGAUUAUGUGCAUCUAUCACUGGACGACGUGAUACCGGCUGAUAUAUUGCUGAUAAGAUCAUCGGAUUCGAAUGGUAUUUGCUUCGUGGAGACGUCGAAUUUGGAUGGUGAGACUAGUCUAAAGCAACGUCGAGUUCCUAACUCGGUCGCAUCGUUCUCAGGGGAAGAUAGUCAAUUCCAACCACCUCAACUACAGGCGAGGAUAAAAUGUGAAAAACCGAAUAAUUUAAUACACCAAAUGAAUGGUCAUAUUACCUAUGAGGACGGACAUAUGGAUGGAAAAGACACAAAGGCGAUGAUGAACAAUUCAGGAAUACGUUAUAAACGAAGCUCACUGGAGCUGGUGACAAAUCGCUUCAUAUUGUAUUGUAUUGGGAUAUUGGUAGUAAUGUGUUUAUUCGCUGGAAUUGGCACUAUGCUAUGGUUAUUUUCAUUUGCACCGAAUACAGAUUCGAUUAUUUUCAUUAUUCUGAAUACCAAGUCACCUGUUACCGAUGGAAUGGUCAAUAUGAUUUCAUCGAUUCUGAAUUAUCAGAUCCUGAUCCCAUUAUCGCUGUAUAUCUCAGUUGAGUUGGUCAAGUUGGGCCAAAUCUAUUUCAUAUCAACUGAUGUGAAUUUAUAUUACGAGAAGAACGACAGACGUAUGGAAUGUAGAUCAUUGAAUAUUCCCGAGGAGUUGGGACAGAUCCAGUAUGUCCUUUCUGAUAAGACUGGAACUCUAACA
Molecule: messenger RNA, 750 nt
Organism: Anisakis simplex (herring worm)
Lineage: Eukaryota; Metazoa; Nematoda; Chromadorea; Rhabditida; Anisakidae
Source: the annotation of a GenBank genome assembly